GGUGUCGAAGACAGAAGCAGAUGUUAGACAGCUGUUUCUAUCCACAUACUAAAUGUUACUUGUUAUCUUUCACAAAAAGAGCAGUUUCUAUUUGCACGGUCAGAAAUUCUGCUGUCUGUGGUAUUUUUAAGUGUAUAUCUAUGCGUUGAAAUUCUUGGAAUGAUUAAUACUUGAUGGUGAAUACAUAAAGGAUUGCCGUGUAUUAUAAAUGCAUUUACAAGGAUUUAAAUCUUGAUAACAUUUGCUUCUGGUAAUCAGGAUGGAGUUUAAUGGCACAAAUCAAUCUAAAGCAACUUUUGUCUGCUAUGGAUUGCAAACGUUUGAGUACAGGCCUACAGUAGCUUACAUUUAUACGUUACUAUUUACGGCCACCUUUAACAUUGUAGUUGGUACUAUUUCGACCAUGGCUAACUCGCUGGUGAUUUUUGUAAUUUUGAAGGACAAGCAGCUUCGUACCAAAACGAACCAAUUGCUGAUGUUGCUAGCCGUCACUGACGUUCUUGUUGGGGCAGUCACCAUACCGUUAUCAGUUACAAACCGUAUAACAGCGAUGCAUGAAAUACACUUAUGCAGUUUACACGCGUGGCAUUCGUUCUUUGCAUACCUAUUGUGCGUCUGGUCGGUAGCUGGCGUUUGCGCCAUCAGUGUUGAUCGAUACGUCGCCACCAACCACGCCGUAAUGUUUAGAAGGGCAUCAUAUCAUCGCAAGAAGAAGAAAAUGCUGCUCUCCUUCUGGGUACUUUGGCUGUUUUUUAUUCCCUUGCCGUAUCUUAAACUGGUUAGUUUCAAAAUUUACAAUAUGUUAGUUUCUGGUAUAAUUAGUGUUUCACUUGUAGUGGUCUGCUCGUGUUAUUUCAAAGUCAUCCAAAAGUUGAAGUCGAAUGCUAAGAAACAGCAAGAAAACCAGGAUUCUUCGAUACCAAGAACAUUUACCCGGCAAGCAUCACAUUUUGUUGUCAAAAAGACGAUUACGAUUUCGGCUCUAGUUACACUGGCGUUUUUCAUAUCUUUAUCUCCGAGAUUCGUCAUGAUUCUUGUCCUAGCUAUCAUUGGAAGGGACUUCAACAAGGUUGCUAUAUCAGGGAUGUAUACCGAGUCUUUUGUGUACUUAAACAGUGCUGUUAAUCCAAUUAUUUAUUUGUGGAGGCUACCGGACGUUAGAAGAGCAGUUUUUCAUAUUUUUCAACGAGUACGUCAUUGAAGGUGAGUUCGGAAUUCUGAGGAAGAAGAGAAAUGGUAUACAGUAGGUAUAGUGCCCUGGAUCUUGCUUUUACAUACGUUUGAUCUUUUGACCCUCGAUGUUAGCUGUAUAUAAAGGUCAAGCAACUGUAUCUACUGUAUUGUGGCUUCCUUAGACAAAACUUGUGAGGGCAAUCGUUUACGUCGCGUGAUUGGUGACAUCCAAUUCAACGGAUAGUUUGCGGGAAGAGUCGAGACAGGCAACGAGCAAAAAUGAACGAGUAAUGACUGAAAACGCCUAAAACUAUUAGAUAGAAUUACGCUUUGCUUUUGGAAUAUAUGUAUCUAUGUAAAUUUAACUGAAAUGAUGAUUCGCUACAGAUGUAUAUAAAAUGGAACAAUCGCUGUAUUCAUUCGCAUUUAUCUUUGAUAUCAUUUCGUAAACAAGAAGCAGAAGCCCACAACUUGCAUCCAGUGGCGGUUUUUGGGACUAGGGGCCCGGGACCACAAACAUCUGCGGGGCCCUUGUUCUUUACAAUUUCCAUCUUUUCCAUCUUUACAAUUUCCAUCUUUUCACGGGGCCUGGGGCCAUGGCCCCCCUGGAUUCCCCCUUAAAACCGCCACUGCUUGCAUCGGGAGAAAGACCAAUUCAUCUAAUAUUCAAAAUUUCUUCUAAUUCUAGUUUGGAUGUUAUUUCUAACAUCUAUUCUAUUCAUAUGCGCCGUGUUAGUAAGCAUAGUUAUGUCGUGUUGCUGCAACUGCUUAUGCUUCAGCAGCGUUGAAUACUGUCAGCGCUGAGCAAGGCAGAUGCUCUCAAGCAAAGAUGCAAAGCUAGCUACAAAACGAGAGUCGAGCCCCACCUUCCGUCAUAGCCUGCGUGCAAACUUCACUUUCCGUUGCGAAGGA
Messenger RNA from Rhopilema esculentum, 2085 nucleotides. Its product is annotated as trace amine-associated receptor 365-like. Gene Ontology annotation, cellular component: plasma membrane. Gene Ontology annotation, biological process: G protein-coupled receptor signaling pathway. Gene Ontology annotation, molecular function: G protein-coupled receptor activity. The record is from RefSeq and is a predicted model, not a curated record. NCBI's taxonomy places the organism in Eukaryota, Metazoa, Cnidaria, Scyphozoa, Rhizostomeae, Rhizostomatidae.